Molecule: messenger RNA, 741 nt
Organism: Centropristis striata (black sea bass)
Lineage: Eukaryota; Metazoa; Chordata; Actinopteri; Perciformes; Serranidae
Product: butyrophilin subfamily 1 member A1-like
Exons: 5
Coding region: 1-741 (246 amino acids)
Source: RefSeq, a predicted model, not a curated record
AUGAACUGCCGGCAGACGAUGGAGCUCACUGAGCUGCAGGACUCCGUCAGGACUACAACAGGUCAGUCUCACGUGAUUGGUUCAUCUCAGCCAAUCGUUGCAACAGUUGGUGAUGACAUCAUUCUCCCAUGCCACCUGCAGCCUGCAGUGGAUGCUUCAGGUAUGACUGUGGAGUGGACGAGACCAGACCUGGAGCCCAGAUUUGUUCAUGUGAGGCGUGACAGAUUGGAGCUGAAGAGUAAGAAACAUCCGUCCUACAGAGGAAGAACGUCUCUGUUCACUGAUGAACUGAAGCACGGAAACAUUUCACUGAAACUCUCCACAGUGAAGCUGUCUGAUGAAGGAAAGUACAGAUGUCUGAUCCCAGAACUGGGCCACGCUUUAGUCCAGCUCCUUGUUGGUGCCGUCUCCUCACCUUUCAUAGCAAAUAUGAACAGAACCAGCCAUGGAGUGGUUCUCCAGUGUGAGUCUUCUGGCUGGUAUCCAGAGCCUGAGGUGUUGUGGCUGGACGGUGAGGGAAAGCUCCUCUCUGCUGGACCUACAGAGAGAGUCAGAGGUCCUGAUGACCUCUAUACUGUCAGCAGCAGAGUGACUGUGGAGAAGAGACACAGCAACAGCUUCACCUGUAGAGUCCACCAGAAGGACACCAACCACACCAGAGAGACACACAUCACUGUUCCAGUUCUGACAUGGCAUCUGUUUUUGGUUUUGCCUUAUGCUGCUGACCAUUAUUCUUGUUAG